GGCUGGUGACUGAAGUGUAUUUUUAAAAUUUUGUUGGUAAAUUUUUGACUGAUUUGGAUUGCAUCUUAUCAACUUACGUCGGGAAAGAGGUGGCGAGUGUGUUUUCUUUGAAAAUUGUGGCCUAACUGUUGCAAAUUGUGAAUAAUCUUGUCAUUUCUCAGCCAGGUAAAUAGUAAAAAGUUAUUGGUGUAAAAGUGACAAAGUUGCAAGGUAUUCAACUUAUCCAAAACGUAUAAAGUGGCUCGAAAUGACAGAAGUAGUGCUCGCCAAUAAAGGUAGUUUGUCUACGGCCAAUUCUACAGCUGCUAACGCAGUAGCAUCACAACCAGAUCCUGACAUGAAAGGAUGGCUGCUAAAGUGGACAAAUUACUUGAAAGGUUAUCAAAAACGGUGGUUUGUUCUAUCCAAGGGAGUGCUAUCUUAUUACAGGGCUGAACACGGAGCCGGAUCGCAGGCAGGGGGCCGGAGUGCCGGGGGCAAAUUAUCUAUCCGGCGACGCAGGAAAGGCCCCCGAGCAGAGAGCAAAGGAUCCAUGAUGCAAUGCAUACGAGCACCUCGCUCACCCACUAGGCUGGCUCUCCCACCCGAACAAAUAAAAGAAAAAAAGAAAACAAAAAAAAAUCAGGCCGAGAUGACACACACCUGUCGCGGUACAAUAUCCCUCCAUGGAGCCCUUAUUCACACCGUCGACUCGUGUACCUUUGUGAUAUCAAACGGUGGAACUCAAACGUUUCACAUCAAAGCUGCCAACGAAGUAGAACGACAGUCCUGGGUGACGGCGUUGGAACUGGCCAAAGCGAAAGCAAUACGAGCAAUGGAGAGCGACGAGGAGGAAGAUGACACCGCAGCCAAUACAAUACCGAGCGAGGAACUGCUGCUAGUAGUAAGAGAUUUGACUCUAAGAUUAGAAAAUUUGAAAACAUGCUACGAUCUGAUUACGAAGCAUGGGGCUGCCCUACAGCGGGCUCUUUCGGAGCUGGAAUCCGGAGAAGAUUUAACUAGUAAGACAAAAAUAGUCAGCGAACGUGCAACGUUGUUUCGAAUAUCAUCCAAUGCCAUGAUCAAUGCCUGCUCCGACUAUCUGCAGACGGCGCAAACCCAAGGUCACAAAUGGUCCAAGAUGUUGCAGCAUGAACGUGACCAGAAGCUUCAUCUGGAGGAAAUGGUCGAGCAAUUAGCAAGACAGCAUUCGCAUCUGGAGCAAGCAGCACACCGUCAUAGACCGAACGCAGCCACUUCUGCCUCCGACGACGAGGACAAUGAGUUCUACGAUGCACAAGAAGAAGGUGGUUCUGUCGCUUCACAAGAGGAGAGUUCGUUCAUAUUAAAAAUUCCGGUCGCUCACCAUCGUCGUAAUUCCAACGACGCUACGGGUAGUUCCUCGGAGGGCGAGGAAGGCAACAGUGAGACACAACAAGUAUUAGUAGUCACCGAUAACCUAGACAAUAUGGACGUGACAGAUAGAAUAUCUGUAAGCAGCAAUCAAGCAUUAACACCAACGCUUUCCAAUAAUAACCAGUCCACAAAGAUAGUACGUAAGCGACGCACUAGAGUCCCGGAAAAGCCCAAUUAUCCACUGAAUUUGUGGUCCAUUAUAAAGAACUGCAUCGGUAAAGAUUUGUCCAAAAUUCCUAUGCCAGUUAAUUUCAACGAACCGUUGUCGAUGCUUCAAAGAUUAACAGAAGAUUUCGAGUAUUCGGAAAUCCUAGAUAAAGCCGCCCAGUGUAAGGACACCUGCGAACAACUAGCAUACGUAACAGCAUUUACUAUUUCAAGUUAUUCAACAACGAGUAAUCGUACCGGUAAACCAUUCAACCCGCUGCUUGGGGAAACUUACGAGUGCGACCGAACAGAUGAUCUCGGGUGGAGAUGUAUUAAUGAACAGGUAUCUCAUCAUCCACCAAUGGCAGCACAAUACUGCGAAGGUCGCGGAUGGAGAUGUUGGCAAGAAUUCACGAUGACCUCGAAGUUUCGUGGUAAAUACAUUCAAAUCGUUCCUCUCGGUUAUGCUCACGUAGAGUUUCCUGCCAGUGGUAACAAGUUUACCUGGCGCAAGGUGACAACCACGGUGCAUAACAUCAUUGUUGGCAAACUGUGGGUAGACAAUCACGGUGAUAUGGAAAUUUUUGGAGAGAAAAACGCACGAGGGGUCAAAUGUCACCUAAAGUAUCUUCCAUACUCGUACUUUACGCGAGAUACGCAGCGUAGGGUCAAGGGCGUAGUGAUGGACAAUGCUAGCCAGGUGAAGUGGGUGAUCAGUGGCACCUGGGAUAGUAAAAUAGAAAUUGCGCCGGUGACAUCAACGAGCGGUUCGGUGGAAAAUCCUGUCUACAAGACGGGUAACUUCAAGACAGCAUGGAGUCGGCGCUUGCCACCGAAUGACUGCGAAAAAUACUACAAUUUUACAGUGCUUGCCUGUCAGCUAAACGAGCCCGAACCGGACGUUGCUCCAACGGAUUGCCGGCUACGACCGGAUCAACGACUAAUGGAGGAGGGCAAAUGGAACGAUAGUAAUGCCGAAAAAUUAAGACUGGAAGAGAAGCAACGAGCACGGAGGCGCGAACGGGAGGCCGAAGCCGAGCAGGCUGCCGCUGAAGGACGUCCCUAUCCGCCAUACGAACCGAUUUGGUUCGGUAAACAGAAGGAAGAAGGUACCGAUAAUCUGGUGCACGUGUACAAAGGAACUUACUGGGACUGCAAGGCGAAGCAAGAGUGGUCAAAGUGUCCGGACAUUUUCUAGGUCUGUUGCCAGUAUGCGCUUUCUGUGAAUUCGGUAAUAUUUUUACUUUCAGCUAGAGAUAUUUAAAUUGUUCACUUAAUCGUUGCAAUCAUUGUAUUUGAAUAAGUCAGUUGGAGCGGUCAAGAUCGGGUGGACAAGUGCAUAGUUGUUUUAUCUACCCGUUAAUAACGUUCAAUUCAAUUCAACCAACCGAUGGGAAUUUCAGCAUAUUGCUUUUAAUGGUUCAAAUGGCAAUUCGUCUAUUAGUAUCACAAGUUAAGAACAAUAUGAAUAUAAAUAUUCAAUUGCGCAUAUUUAUUUUGUUUUUGUUUAUGUUGUUUUCUACCAAAAACUCGGUUUUACAGCCCUAUAAUUGUAACAAUCAGAAAUCUAGUUAGAAAGCUAUGUGCUACGGUGAUCAAUCGGAUAUACCUAACAAAUAACGCAAAUUGUAGAACGCGCAUUGGAAGAACCUAAUCUAUGGUCUACCUUUAUAUGAUAGCAUCCUUUUAAUUAAUUAUGACACUCUCUUCGGAAACUAACCUAUAAAGUUUUAGGAUAACUUGUCCUAAAACAUUACUGCUAAAAAUGCUAGCGGAAUACAGUUUUAGUACAUGAUACGAAAAAUACUUGCAAAAUGAAUCACAAAUAGUUUUGGUAAACGUAGCAGAAAACGAGUAUUAUGAUAAGGUUUUAAAACGGUGCGAAGGCUGUAUUAGACAUUUUGGUUUUUGGAAAAUAUUCGAAUGUGAUUGAAAAAAUAGUUACGAUAAGUUUUGUUUAUUCUAAAGCACGGUUAACAUGAAGCCACAUCAUAUUUUGUAUGGCCUAUUAUUUCUGAAAAUAAACAGUAAACUUUACUAGCUUUUUCGAUCAAUAGAUUUUCCAUAGAAUUAGCUACCCAUCAAAUAGAUUUGAUCGAUUACAAUCGUAACUAUACAGCAUCAAAGCUAAAAAUUUAUUGCGACAACAUAGAUAAAAUAGUUAUGAUAAAAUUGAUUUAAUAAAUUAACUACUCACAUUUACAACUUUAAAUAAAUAGAACGAACCACACUAAAUCUCUGUUCGACUAGACAUGUGAACUUAACGAAGUAAUAAAUUAUGGCUAUUCUAAUGGAAAAACAUAGUUAUACAGGCAAACUCGCUCUAACUGUCAGAAAAGAAGAACAUACACAGAGAAAAUAUAUUAGGUCAAAGAUUACUAGUUGUUACGCUUAUGAAGCUAUUGAUAACGGAAUUAUUGAGUAAAGACAGUAAAAUGUUUUAGAUCAA
Messenger RNA from Sabethes cyaneus, 3991 nucleotides. It is a transcript of the gene Osbp, whose product is annotated as oxysterol-binding protein 1. Gene Ontology annotation, molecular function: sterol binding. The record is from RefSeq and is a predicted model, not a curated record. The coding region runs from base 248 to 2740 and encodes 830 amino acids. NCBI's taxonomy places the organism in Eukaryota, Metazoa, Arthropoda, Insecta, Diptera, Culicidae. The transcript is spliced from 11 exons. Gene Ontology annotation, cellular component: membrane; intracellular membrane-bounded organelle; cytosol.